GUUAGGUUGAAAGUUGAGAGUUUAUCUGGUUGUCAUGCGAGAUGAAAUUAGUUUGAAUUGUUUCUCGAGUAUAAAAAGUUAUCGUGAAAUUUGAUACUGAGUUGAGCGUUCUGUGAAAUAUUUUCAGUUGUUCUCUUAUACUUGAACUCGCACUCAUCUAGAGAUGGAUAAACGUAUAACUUUCGGAAUUCUUACAGUUAGCGAUUCCUGCUCCAACGGAACAAGCCAAGACCUCUCAGGACCGGGCUUAUGUCAAGAAGUCGAACAGUGCUUCAUAAAUUCCAAGAUCCUAUUUCAGGAUGUCAUACCAGACGAUCAGAAACAAAUUGAAGAAACACUUCUCUCUUGGUCUUUAAAAGGAUGCAACGUAGUCUUAACCACCGGCGGUACUGGAUGUUCGCCAAGAGAUGUUACACCGGAAGCUACCAGAGCGGUCAUCGAUAAAGAACUACCCGGUAUGUCCCAAGUGAUGAUGAAUAAAAGUUACUCAGUAACAGAAAUGGCGAUGCUAUCACGGGCUGUCUGUGGGAUAAAAAUGAAGACGUUGAUUAUCAAUCUGCCAGGAAGUUCUAAGGGAUCUAAGGAGUGUUUCCAAUUUGUUUUGAACGCCAUUCCUCACGCCGUCGCUCUGAUCAAUGACGACAUCGAAAGUGUUGUUACGACUCACAGGUAUAUCACAGCAGGAGAUGUUGGAGGCUUUGGCGAGCCCAGCAAGGUAAAAGUAGGCAGAGCAGCUUGCAGAGACAGGGAAUCUCCGUACGUGAUGAAGAAGGUGGUCGAAGCAUUAGAGAUUAUUUUUCAUGAGUGUGGACGGACCACCGAUUCAGAGGUGAUUCGUAUUGAGAACUCCUUGAAUAGGGUUCUGGCUGAAGAUGUUCACGCAAAGGAUCCCGUCCCUCCUUUCAGAGCUUCCAUGAAGGAUGGAUAUGCCGUGCGAGCAAAAGCUGGAUCUGGCCCAAGGAAAGUACGGGCGUGCAUCGUAGCUGGUGACAAGCCCGAAAAUAAAUCUUUGAAUUAUGAUGAGGCAAUCAGAGUGAGUACUGGAGCUCCUUUACCAGAUGGUACUGAUGCUGUUGUUCAAGUUGAGGAUACCCAAAUUAUUGAGGUAACUGCCGAUGGUAACGAAGAAGCGAAAAUUAAUAUUCUAGUUACGCCAUCGGUUGGACAGGAUAUCAGAGAAGUUGGAAGCGAUAUUGCUGCGAAUUCGAAAGUCCUGAAUAAAAUGGAUGUCAUCUCAGCAGGACAUAUUGGAGUGUUAGCCACAGUUGGCCACUCUAAGGUGAAGGUAUUCAGGCGUAGCUCCAUUGGCGUUUUAUCGACUGGAAAUGAGCUGAUUUCUCACAAGGACACCGUAGCACCUGGUCAGAUUCGAGACAGUAAUAAACUAGCGAUCAUAAAUUUGUUGCAGCAACAUUCCUACGAAGCAUUUGAUUGUGGCAUAGCAAGAGACGAUCCUAACUCGGUGAAAGCCGCACUGUAUAAGGCUUUUUCUCGCAAUGAUAUUUUGAUUACGACAGGAGGAGUUUCCAUGGGUGAAUUUGACUUAAUCAAGAAAGUGCUGGUAGCUGAUUUCAGCGCCCUAAUUCACUUCGGCAGAGUGGACAUGAAACCAGGGAAGCCAACCACCUUUGCUACAUUACAUUUCAGAGGCCAAAGGAAAAUUGUUUUCGGUCUGCCAGGUAAUCCAGUAUCUGCAUGUGUCACAACACUGUUAUUCGUGAUACCUUGCCUGAAGUACAUGGAAAGAAGGGAAAACUAUAUGUUUCCAGUAGUGCAUUCUUCUGUGGUUCCUCUCGUGACAAACAACGAUGAAAGACCUUCUUACCUCAGAGCUCAAGUGAGAUUUUCUGAUGGGGCCUUCACAGCGACAACAACUGGGAAUCAAGUGAGCAGUAGAAUAAACAGCUUAGUCAACGCCAACGCUCUCGUUGUUAUACCAGGCAAUUAUAAAAACUACACUCCAUUGGAAACGUUCCACACAAUCUUAAUAGGAGAUCUGGCCAAUUAAGAACUUUCAGUUUAUACUUG
Coccinella septempunctata (seven-spotted ladybird) is the source of this 2028-nucleotide messenger RNA. Its product is annotated as gephyrin-like. The transcript is spliced from 10 exons. Gene Ontology annotation, cellular component: dendrite; postsynaptic membrane; postsynaptic specialization. Gene Ontology annotation, biological process: Mo-molybdopterin cofactor biosynthetic process; establishment of synaptic specificity at neuromuscular junction; molybdenum incorporation into molybdenum-molybdopterin complex. The record is from RefSeq and is a predicted model, not a curated record. Gene Ontology annotation, molecular function: molybdopterin molybdotransferase activity. Bases 164 to 2008 code for a protein of 614 amino acids. Lineage: Eukaryota; Metazoa; Arthropoda; Insecta; Coleoptera; Coccinellidae.